This is a messenger RNA of Tetrahymena thermophila SB210, 8889 nucleotides long. RefSeq names its product transmembrane protein, putative. The record is from RefSeq and is a predicted model, not a curated record. Gene Ontology annotation, molecular function: protein binding. NCBI's taxonomy places the organism in Eukaryota, Ciliophora, Oligohymenophorea, Hymenostomatida, Tetrahymenidae. The transcript is spliced from 12 exons.
AUGAGUUAGUUACUAAUAUGCUCUCUCUUAAUAUUUGGAUUCUACUCAAAAGUAAUUUAAGCAUUACUUUGCGAUUCUAAAUGUGCAUAUUGCAGCAGCUACAAUACAUGCUAUUAGUGUUAGCCAGGAUAUACGCUCAGUUCUGAUUAGCUUACUUGCUAAUCUAAUUGUCCUAAUCAAACUUACUACUAUGAAGCAACUUAAUCCUGUUUAUAAGAUUGUCCUUAAGGAUUCGAAAAAAGUUAAUAAAAUAAAGCUUGCAUCUCAGUUAAUAAUUGCGACCAAGUUACAUUUUUAAGCGGUAGCAAAGACUUCAAGUUUAAUAUGAACUCAUAGCUUUAUUAGAAUCUUUUGAUAGUUAGCGGCUAAUAAAACCAAACAAUAAACGAAAACUACUUAAAAGUCUACUAGCUACAAAAUGAUGAAUAUGGAUUUUAUCCGAUAGGGACUCUUGAAGGCCAUAAUACUCCAAUUAUAGCCUUUAAAAACUUAGAUGGUGAAUACAGCUAAAUGCUUAUCAGUAUAAGCAGAAAUUUAGUGAUUGCAUGGGAUAUGUAAUAUGGAUUACUGAAGUCGAGCGUAAAUUUAUCUGAUAAUUUAUAUGUUAAUAGCAAUAGCUUUUACUUAGAUCAGAAUAUUUUAGUAUUGAACUACUUUGAUAGUAACUAGUUCGCUGUGUUUUUCCUCAAAAGCUGGGUAAAAUCUUUAUUUUCAUAAGAAUAAAAUGACUAAACAGAUUAGUUUUUUACAUUUUUUGAUAGAGUUCAUUAAACACCUAUUAUUGGGUACUAAAUCCAAUUUAAUAACUAUUUAAUUAGUUAUGAUAAUAACAAUAUGAUUAUUAAAUGGGAUAUUAAUAAUAACUAUGGAUAUGAGAUUUAUUAAAAUUUUAAUUUCACUAUAAAUUAAGUAUUUUCUUUCCCAAAUUUUUAAAGCAUGUAGAAUUCAGAUUUCUUCAUUGUCACUUUUUAAGAAAAUACAAGUAUUAACAUUAUUAGUAAUAACAAUAAUACUUCAAUUCUAGCAUUCAAUACUAAUCAUACUACUGCAAUAUCGAAUAUUUUCUUUGAUAUUAGCAUUUAAGUUCAAAACUAUCAAUCUCUUAACAUAGUUUAGUUAAUCUCGAUAAGCCAAACUGAGAUAAUUGUUUUUUAGUUUAAUAUAAACUAAUAAUCAAUUAAAGCUAUUGCUAAUUUUACUCAAUCAACUCUUUUUACAAAGCUAAUAAAUAAUUAAGUCAUAAUUGUAAAUUAAAAAGGACUAAACGCAUUUUCUUUUCAGCAAUAGUAAUAACAAUCAAAUUCUACUUCUUAAUUAUAAUUACUUAACAUAUUACCUACAGCAAUUUCUACAAAUGACUAUAUUGGUGAUAUUUAAUAAUUAAAUACUUUUAGUAACAUAUCAUAUGUAAUUGUUGGAAGAUUAUUAACUAUUUAUUAAAGUCAAAUUUAGCCUGGAAACUCUAUACUUGCUUUUAAAUAAUCUCAACAGAUCUAAAGUUCACCUAAGUAUAGCUAACAUUAUGGAAAAGUUAAUGGAGUAGUAAUGGACACAAGUUAAAACUUAAUUAUUUCGUAUAGUUCAGAUGGAUCAUUUGGAAUAUGGGACAUAAUCUAGAAUAGCAUAUUAAACUAAAAGCCUUUAUAUUUUUAGUUACCUCCUUGGUGCUUAUCUUUGUAAUCUUGCUAAACCAGUAUAAUCUAUUCGUAAGUUAUCAUGAACGGAGUACUUUUAUCUCUUUAUAGUAAUAAUAUAUUUAUCACCUGGAAUAUAAGUAGAUAUUAAAUCUCAUAAAGAAAUACAUAUUCUUUGCCAAGUUAAUGGCUGAGUCUAACUAAUUAUGGAUUUUUUAACAAUUAUUUGUUUAUGAGUAAUAAUAAAGAAUUAUUUAUUUAUAAUUUUAAUUCAAGCGAGACUUAGAUAGUAAACAAUAAUUACACACAAUACUCUGAAAACAUCAGCUAAAUAUAACUAGGAUUUAAUAGUAAUACCUUUUAUUUAUUAGAAACACUAACUACUUAUAAUAAUUCUUCUCCUCAAUACCUAUUAAGAAUCAAGUUUUUAUCUAAUUAUACAGUAUCUAAAAAUACAACAAUUCAAUAACAAUGCCAAGAGUUAUAGUAUUUUCAAUAAACAUAAAAAGUAAUUGUUAACUAUUAUUCUGUAAAUUUGACUAUAGUUACUUUUCCAACACUUACCUCAGUAUCCAUAACUCUAGAUUCUAACAUAGUAACUUAAAUAUAUUCUGCUUCAUAAAAUUCUUUUCUAAUAAUUACUGCUUCAACUACUAUGUAUUAAUAUUUACCAAGUGGUAGUACUUACGCAUCUAAUAAACCAGCAAAUUCUCCCUUACCUAGAAAAAAUUUUGGUAUGAUUUAUAAGUCUUAGUUUUAAGUUACAUCUUCAGGGUAUACCUAUUUUUAGAAUACAGGAUUUAAUUAAUUAGACAACUAAGUAUUUUAUUUACUUUAUAGUAACCUCAGAAUUUGUUAAGUGUUUCCUUUUAAAAAUGAAAUAUCAAGCGUUAGUGUAGUAAAUAAUGCACUGGCUUAUAUAGGAUUUUCAGAUGGUAGCUUUUAAAUUGGUAGAUACUCAUGUAGUACCUAGAUUUAUGUUAAUGAUUAUUGUAAUACAUAAAAUACAAUUUUUAAUCCUUACUUAAAAAAAGCAUAUCUUUUUAAUCUUGGAAAGGUUAUUGUGGUUGAUUUGUAUAGUAAAUCAGAUGUUGUUAUUAAUUAUGGACAUCCUACAACAAAUUCAGUUAAUGUAAUUUAAGACAGUGUUAAUGGAAAUAUGAUUACUUAUUCAAAAGAAAGCACAUAGAAUUUGUACAAGUUUAAUUAAAAAAAUCAAACUGCAACUCAGUUUAUGAAUGGACAUAAUGCCACAGUCGAUUAUGUAUUUCUUGAUAUUUAGAAUGAUGUGGUUAUAAGCCAUUCAAUAAGUUUAACAGACUUAAAGGUUAUUGUUUGGUCUUAUUCAUACACAAUAUAACUUUAAGUAUUUUUAAAUAUUUAAUAAUUUAACCAAACAACUCCUAUUAUAGGUAUAGUUAGUGCAGUAUUUGAUUAAAAUAGAUAAUAGUUAUUUGUUUUAACAUUACAAGGAACUCUAUUUACAUUUAAUUAUCUAAAUUAUACUGUGAAAACAUAAUUUUUAAUACAAAAUGCCCAGACAAUUUAUUUAGAUUCUAACUACAACAAAUUUUAUUUAAUUUAUAACUAAUAUAGAAUAUAAGUAAGAAAUUACUAUACUCUUAAUCUAGAAAAUGAAAUAAUAACUAAUUCACCUAUACCUCCAUUAUAGAAGCUCUCACCUUCAAAUAAUUGGCUAAUUAUUACUUCUAGUAAACUACUAACAGUCAUAGACAGAUAAACACAGACCUAUAAAUCAACAAUUCUUUGCAAUACAAACUGCGGAGACUUUAAAAUCUCUGAUAAACUUAAUUUAAUUUUUUCAUAUUUAAGAGAUAAUUCAGAUAGUAUUGAUGCUUAUGAUAUUACAAAUGGGAAUUAUUUGUAUUCAAUAAGUGGUUAGACAGAUCUAGAUAUAGGAACAAUCAAAUUGAUAGUGAUGGAUGAUGUCAAUUAUCUAUUAUUUAUAGGAAAACUUAGCUCAUAUAUAACUGUGUUUUUUAAUUAUCUUACUAAGCAAUAUGUAGGAUAUACAUAUGAAAAUAUAUUUUUGUUUUGGGGAACAGCUAUGAACAACCAAUUUAACGCUUUGAGUGUAGCUGAUACAUCAACUUUUUACAUUAGAACAAUUUAAGAGUAGAUCACUAGUACUUUUAAAUUUUAAGAUUAGUAUAUGUUAAAAUAGAUUGACUACUAUACAAGCUCAACAGGAGAUAUCUAUUUCGUUGGCGGAUUAGGAUAUGUCAGAAGGUACACAACUUAAAAUUAGAUGGUGAAACUCGUUGGAUAACUUUCUAAUUACAUAUAGAUUGUUUAUUACAAUCAAAAUGUAUAUGUAUUAACUUAUACAUAACUUUUAAAAUAUUCAGAUAACUUCUAAAUUUUACCCAGUAACUCAACUCUAAACAUGUUUGGAAGUCAAAUCAUAGGAACAAUCAAUAAUUAGAUAUUUGUCUCUACAUUUAAUUCAACUAUUUUACAGAUCGAUUGUUAAUCAUUUUAAGUUAUCAAUACUAUCGCCCUUCCUUCUUCUCUGGUUUAAUCUUAAUUUGUUCAAAAAUACAAUGAUUUGUUAAUAAUAACUUAAGACGGAAGUUUUAUACGUUAUAAUUAUGCAAAUAAAACAUAAGUUUUUAAAUUAUCAUCGACCUAUUACUAUGCAUACUAUAAUUUAAAUUUAAGUUUGAUAUCGCUUGUUUCAUCUACUUAAAUAGAAAUGUACACAUAUACAAUAAACAUACAAAAUUUCACAAAUUAUCAACUGACAAUUGUACCUUACUCUAGUACCUUAAGCUUUGUAUUCAUUGAUGAGUAAUAUAGUAAUUUGUAUGCUGUAUUGGCUAAUGAUAGAGUUAUUGAUAUAUUUUCAUUUUAGAGAAAUCCAUUAACUCCAAAUAUGAAUAUGACAAAAAUAAAUUUCAUACCAUACAUAAAUUCAAUUUUUUCUGUUUAAUUGAGUAUUGUUGGAUCUUACAUAAAAGUUCAAAUACCUUGGUCAAUAUCUUACUACGAUAGGCAAACAUUUAAUUUUUACUGGCAAGUUUAAGACCCGAAAUUUAUUUAAUAAAUAAGAUAAUAUAUUAUUAAUCCUUCUUUUCCUGAGCUUGUUUUUACAGCCUAAAAUAACUUUAUAACCAUAGCAUACUAAAAUAUUUAAAGUCAAGUCUAUAAUUUACUUUUAAAAUAUUAACUCUAAUAUCCGACUAUAUAUAAUAUAACAAUAUAGAAAAACUUUGACCUCUAUAUGAUAAAUAUGUUAAUAUUAGUUAGCGGUAACAUUGUUCGCUACCAAGCUAACAUUCCCAUUGUUAACGGAAUCCCUUAACAAAGUUAUUUUAAAAAUUGCUUGCUUUAGAUUUAAAAUCCUUUAGCUGGUUAUUAAGUUCAAAAUUAGCUUUCUAAUUUGUAAGAUUAUUUUUCUCAAUUUAAUUAUUAGUCUUAAGGAAUAAGAUUAUAGAUAUAUGGCACUAGUUUCCUUUAUUACACUCCUUUAAUGUAAUAACUAAACACAUAAGUCUAAUAUUUUGGCAAUUAAUAAAAUUCUAACUUAAAUUUAGAAGCUAAUCUGUUCUCUCAAAAUCAGAAUCAAUAAGUAUCCCUAUCAAACUAAAAUCUCAUCCUUCUUUCUAAACCGAUAGUUGCUUAAUUUAAUGCUUUGACUAAUACAUUUUCGCUUUAAAAUGUAUCAUUUUCAUAACUAAAUUAAUCUUAUUAAGUAAAUACAACUAUAAAAAUGACAAAUUUGAUUUAAAUUUCAUUUAUAAAUAUUACUAUUUAAUAAAUUAACCUAGGAGGAUAGGUUAGCCUUUUUGAUAUUUAAAACUGCACAAAUGUAUCUUUUUAGAAUAUUUAAAUAUAGAAUAUAAAUAUUCAAGACUUAGUAUCAUUAUUUAAAUUUUAGUUGGUAAGUAAUUUAAAUAUUUAAAACCUCAGCAUUGUAUAAAUAAAUUAUGAAUAUACGACAAGAAGGUUUUUAAUAAUAAGCCAAACUUAAUAAUAUCUAUUUUAAUUUUACAAAAUAGCUAAUUUAACCCUUUCGGGUUUUACAAUAUAAUACAUUAAAGGUAAUAGUAAUCAAAGUAUUUUUGACUUCAAACAGAAUUAAAAUUCGCUGUUAUAAGACAUUUAAUUGAAUUAAAUAGUGGAUAUAUAGGUAAUUUCUUAUGUUAACUACUUUUAGGACGAAAUAUCAACUACUGUUGAAGAAAACGACAUCGCUUAUUUAUCUUAAAUAAAUAUUAAAGAUUUUCAUUCAAACUAAAAUGCUAUUAACUAUUAAGGAAGCACUCUUUAGAUAUCAUUUUCUUCAUUUGAUUCUAUAAAUUGCUUAAAAUGUACAGGAUCAUCUUUGCAAGUAUAUUAAACAACCAAUUUAGAAAUUCGAAAUACAAAUUUUACUAAUAACUCUGCUUAUAAUGGAGGUAGCAUUGCUAUAAUAAAUUGUUAAAGCAGUAGUAUUUCUAUAACCAAUUCAUAGUUUUUAGGGAACAGUGCUUAAAAUAGUGGUGGAGCCAUUUACUUAUCUAACUCAUAUUUGAAACUUUAAAACGAUAUAUUUGAAAGUAAUAGUGCUCUUAUUGGAGGUGCAAUUAGAUAUGUAGGUGGUAGACCAAGAGAAUUUAAUCAUUAAUACUUUUAAGCAAAUGGAGUAUAAUUUAUUUAAAAUGUAGCAGUUAUUCAUAGUUAAAACUGGGGUUCAUAUAUUUAAUAUGUGAAAGCAUAAUAAUUAAAUUUAAAAAAUUUUAGAUUACUAGAUUAAUAAUAAGACAAAAGUGAAUCAAAGAAUCUUUAAUAAGACAUAUUUUAAAUUAAUAAUCUUUAAAGUGGAGGAUUUAUAAAUUUAUAAUUUUAGAUAUAUGACGAAGAAAAUAAUGCACUUUACUACAAUGUAACAAGUUGUUAAAAUAAUUAAUAUCCUAAAGAUAUAUGUGAUGAGUUAAGCUAAAUUAAGCUUACUCUUCUAUCCUUAGAUGAAAAUGUAGUAAGAGUAGUAGGAUCUUACACUGCUCAAUUUAGUUAAUUUAUCUCUUCUAUAGAGGGAUUUUAAAUUAUAGGAAUUCAACUAAUUGGUAAUCCUCUUAGCUCUUAAUUCAUAUAUCUGUAAGCAGAAGGAAUAUAAUAAUAUUAACCCUUAAGUUCUAAUGAUAUUAUUCAAAAACUAUCAUCAGCUGUUUAUUAAGAUAAAUAUUAAUUAAAUUUCCGUUAAUGUGAAAUUGGAGAAAUCUAUAAAUAAGCAAAUCAAAUUUAUUUAUGCUCUGAAUGUAUUGUGGGAACUUACUCCUUACAAACACCAACAAAAAAUAAUAGUUUACAAUGCUAAAGAUGUCCUGACCAAACCAGCUAUUGCUAUAAAAAUUAAAUGGAACUCAAGGCUGGAUAUUGGAAAAGUACGAAUUUAACAGAUAAUAUUUAUUAAUGUUAGACAAAAUCUAGUUGCAAUGGUGAUCAAAAGACAAAUUAUUGUGCUACAGGCCAUUAUGGUCCACUUUGUUAAUUUUGUGAUGAAAAUGGUGUAAUAUGGCAAGAUAAAUUUUAGUAUGAUAAUAAGAAUGGAUGCACUAACUGUACAAAAAUGUCUAUAGGAUAUGCUAUAGGAGAAACCCUUAUAGUUUCAUUGAUCAUAGUCGCAUAUUGCUUAUUUAACAUAGUAUAAUGCUUAAAAGCUUCUGAGAGGGUAGUAUUAGCAUUCUAUAUGCGUGUUCUCAAGUUGUCAUGUAUUAGCAGAUCAAGCUAAAACAAUGAGGUUAACAUGGCAGUAAAAGCUUUAACUUAUUUCUUAUAGUUAUAUAAGCUCAUUUCAAAUUAUACACUUGAUCUACCUUAAGUAGUUGCAGUUGCUCCAGACAUAUUUGGUUCUCCAUCUAGUUCAGCAGUUGUUAACAAUGCAUGCUAAGUAGCAUUAUUAUCUACAGAAUCCAUGCCUCAUUUGUAUUGGAGAUCCUUAAUGAUAAUACUGUCACCUUUUGGAUUUGCAAUUGUUCUUUUCUUAAUUUACCUGAUUUUUAUUCAUAAGAAGUAUAAUGUUACAAUCAGAAAAUCUCAUGUGAUUUGCACUCUAAUUUUUUUGUUUUAGUAUACUUAACCAAACAUUGUUUAAAAUUUGGUAGCCUAAGUUUCUUGUUAAGAAUUUGAUGGAAAAAAAUAUAUAAUUGCUGAUUAUACAUAUGAAUGUUAUACAUAGCAGCAUCUGUCAUUUAUAUUAUUCUUAAUUGGACCUGGUCUGAUUUUCCAUAGUUUUAUUUACCCUCUUUUUGUCUUUACUGUCCUUUAUAUAUCAAGAAAUUAGCUAAAUAAUGCGACAGUAAGAUUAAGAUAUGGAUACAUUUAUUAAGAUUAUAAUGUUAGAGGAUAUUAUUGGGAAAUUAUGAAAUAUUUCUUAAAAUUAUCUUUAAUUCUUGUUUUAAAUUUCUACGACUCUCCACAACCAAAAACAAAGUUCUUAGCUGUCUUUUGCGUAUUAGCUAUCUAUUACAUUUUAUUGAUAUUAGUGAAGCCAUAUUAAAUGAAGAGAUACUAAUAAGUAGAUUAAAAUAGUACGAUUGCUUUGAUGAUGGUUAGUAUCCUUAACUAUUUUCUUAAUACUGAUGUUACAUAGAUUUAAAUUUAUAUAUUCUAUAUGUUACUACUUCUUUGCUAAUUAGUAAAUGGUGGAUUCUUAGUUUUCCUUAUUCUUAGAGUUUACUUUGAAAAAUAUGUUUAAUUUAUCUUGAACAAGUUACCAUCUUCUAUAAGAAAUUCAAUUUAUAUUAGAUUUUUAAUGUCAAAGACUGACAUACAUUCUGAUUUAGUUGUUUAAAAGGCAAUUAAACUUUGGAUGCUUGUUUAUAAAAAAUCUAAAUUUUACUAACUUAAGUAAUAAUAAUCAUCUUUUAUUAAAAAAUAAAUUAAAUCUAAAUUUUCAGGAGCUUUAUUAGAACCUUCUAGUAGUUAAAUCUCUCCUACAAUCAUUCCAAGCCAUUAGGAAAGAGCAAAAAGAUUUAGCCUCAAAAAAAGUAAUAUGCAUCAUAUUUAUUACAGAAAUCAAUCUGAAACUGAAGAAUAGUUAAAUUCUCAUAGACUUUUGACAAAUCCAUAAACUUUAAGAACUCAAUAAGACAAAGUAUUAAAAACUCAGAGUAUUGUAGAUUAACUUAAAGAAAAUCAAUAAGAAUAGGAAUCAGAUUAAAUAGAUAUUUUGUCAUCUGGUAGUUCAAUGAAAAUUCCUAACUUUGUUGCAAAAUCUAAUGCAAGAAAUAGCAUACUUUCUUAAAAUUGA